Messenger RNA from Chrysemys picta bellii (western painted turtle), 2678 nucleotides. NCBI's taxonomy places the organism in Eukaryota, Metazoa, Chordata, Testudines, Emydidae. The record is from RefSeq and is a predicted model, not a curated record.
GGUGAGCAACCUUAUAAAUGUCUUGACUGUGGGAAAGGUUUCAUUCAGAGCUCACAUCUUAUUAGGCACGAGAGAACCCACACGGGUGAGCAACCUUAUAAAUGUCUUGACUGUGGGAAAGGUUUCAUUCAGAGCUCACAUCUUAUUAGGCACGAGAGAACCCACACGGGUGAGAAACCGUAUAAAUGCCUGGAGUGCGGGAAAAGCUUUGUUCUGAGCUCAGAUCUUAUUUCACAUCAGAGUAGCCACAUGGGAGAAAAACCCUAUAAAUGCCUACACUGUGGGGAAAGUUUUGAUUGGAACAUGCAGCUUGUUAGACAUCAGAAGCAGCACACGGGUGAGAAACCCUACAAAUGCUUGGAUUGCGGGAAAGCAUUUAGUGACAGUUCUGCCCUUAUUAUUCAUCAGAGAGUCCACACAGGAGAGAAACCCUAUAAAUGCCUCGACUGUGGGAGAAGAUUCAAUCGGAGCGCGCACCUUACUAGACACAAGAGAACCCACACGGGAGAUAAACCCUAUAAGUGUCCAGACUGUGGGAAAAGCUUCAAUCAGAGCGCGUACCUCAUUUCACAUCAGAGAACUCACACAGGAGAGAAACCCUAUAAAUGCCUUGAGUGUGGGAAAAGAUUCAGCUGGAGUUCCAAUCUGAUUUCCCAUCAAAGAACUCACACAGGAGAGAGACCGUAUAAGUGCCUGGACUGUGGGAAAAGGUUUAUUGACAACUCUGCCCGUAUUAAACAUCACAAAAUCCAUACAGGAGAGAAGCCCUAUAAAUGCCUCGACUGUGGGAAAAGUUUCAGUCGGAGAUCAACUCAUGUUCGACAUCAGAGAAUCCACACAGGAGAGAAACCUUGACUGUUGGAGACGCUUCAGCUGGGGUCAGCUUGUAUCAGGCAUCAGGAAAUCCAUACAGGGAAUAGACCUCUUAAAUAUCUUUAACUUGGAAAAUGUUUCAAGUGGAAUUGACAUUGGGGACUCCACACAGGAGAGAAAUUCUAUCAGUUCCAUCACUAGGACUGGCUUUAGUUUUUUUUAUUUUUUUUAAAUCCAAUUCCCCUGCAGAUGUCUUUGAUUUCAUUCAUGCUAAAUCAGACUCAUGAGGGCUGGAGAUUUAAGUGUCACAGACCUGGAGGAGAAAUUCAAAUGAAUCCCCCACACCCUGUGAUUGUUCUGAGCUUAAAUCCCAAUGUACACAUAUUGGUGAAGCAGCUUCUGGUAUCUUUCCUACCAACCUCUGAUUAUUUGCAGACCGUAGUUUUGCUUUUCUCCUUUCAUUAGGAUGAUGUUAAAACUUUUUUAACUAAUGUGACCGUGUAAGAAGGCUCCAAACAGGGCAGGCAUAGAGAGUUCAGAGGAGAACAUGGGUAAGUCCGUUCUCCUGAUUUUGAAUCAUCUGAAACAAGCUCUGGGAUGUUGAUUAUUAUGAAACCGCGAGUGUCUUAUAGUCCACCCUGUAUUGUGACCUAUUUGGAAUCAUAGACUAUCAAGGUUGGAAGGGACCUCAGGAGGUCAUCUAGGCCAACACCCUGCUCAAAGCAGGACCAAUCUCAAGAUAGAUUUUUGCCCCAGAUCCCUAAAUGGCCCCCUCAAGGAUUGACCUCACAACCCUGAGUUUAGCAGGCUAGUGCUCAAACCACUGAGCUAUUUGCUGAAGGCCAUUUGGUCACCUCGUAAGAUAUUAGUUUUGUUUUACAGGAUGUAGUGCAGGUUUAUUGGGGAUGCCAUAAGACAAAUGACCACUUGCUAGAACACUGUCUUAUUUUAUUGGUACUAUUUUAUGACCCUUUGCCAUGAGAUCUUAGUGUUGUUUGAACAAUGAUUAUUAUACAUCACCAUCAGCACAAACACUGAUGGGGGCCAGCGUGAGAGUCGCAGGCCAAGAGGCAGAGACUGAAACAGGGAAGGAAGUUCCUGCUGGAUCCCUGCAGUGACGUGAGAUACGGUCGGGAGAGAGAUAAAGGGCUGGGAAACUGCAGGGUUUUCUCUGGGGAGCCAGACAGAAAAGGCUGAGAAUUGUUAACUUGCUGUACUAGAGCCGGAGAGAGACAGGAACUAGCCUGUGAUCGCUGGGUGAAACUGUCCCUGAAUCCUAAAGGGCUACAAAUGACGCUGCUUGUGUGGAGUUGCUGGUUGCAUCAAUGAUUCCUGGGUGAACAAGGCUGAGCAGAGAUAGGAAGGAAACUAGGGAAAUCAACAGGCCUGGCCGGCCCUGAGGCCAGCUGACGUCCAUCGCUGCGACUGGAGGGCAAUGAGGAGUCUUUAAACCACGAUGGUCACCGCUAUCCCCCUCCACAGCAUCCUUUAUUGGGACAACAGAGACUCUCUCAGUCAUACUCACCACAUGCACGUCAAGGACGUCCCUGGGGGCUAAACCCCUCAGCCGGGAUUGGAGAUGCCGCACCGUUCUCCGGCUCCCGUUAACCCGAGCUCCCUGGCUUUCCUGCUCUCACAGCGUUUGCUUCUCUGUGACUGAAUCCCGGCGUCUCUAAUGGAUCCGCUGCAUUUUUCUGCCCACUGUACAACGUUGCUCCGUUGCCGAUGCCUGCGGGAGCCGGGAGCAGCACCGGGCUGGGCUGGGGCUGAAAUGCUUUGCGCUGAGCUGGGCUCUGGGUGUGAGGAGGAGAUUUUAGCUUUUAUUUUUGGCUUGGAAAGAAUAAAGUCGAAUUUAGUUUCUCAAA